AUGAAUUCAGAGAGCUAUGAGCUAAAUUUAAGUAAUUUAAAAAAUGAUAGAUAUGAUAGUACCCUUACUAUGUUCUUUACCUUUAUAUGUGGGUUUUUACUCGGCAUAUUGAUUAAGUACUUAAAGGAAAUAAAAAGAAGUGCUUUAAAAGUAAAGGAAACUUGUUUAAAUAUUGAUUCAAUAUAUAACCUUGAGUGUAAAAUGGUAUUCUGUGUUAGGACAGAUAUAAAAAUGAACAAAGGAAAAAUAUGUUCGCAGUGUUGUCAUGCAUGCUUAUCAGUUUACGAGAAAAUGCUAAAAAGAAAAAAUCAACUUAAAAAUAGCGGAAACUCUCAAAGUGCCUUGACGUACUUCGAUGUGUGGAAAAAAACGGGACAAAAAAAAAUAGUUCUUAAAAUAUCAAGCGCAGAAGAAAUGUAUGAAAUUGAGAGAAAGGCAAAAAUGAAAAACCUUAUAACCUCCAUAAUUAUUGACGCGGGAAGAACACAAAUUGAGCCAAACACGGAAACAGUUAUAGCUAUUGAACCGGUACCAGAUGAAGUAGUUAACGAUAUAACUGGGCAGCUUAAGCUUUUAUAG
Messenger RNA from Plasmodium malariae, 579 nucleotides. It is a transcript of the gene PTH2, whose product is annotated as peptidyl-tRNA hydrolase 2, putative. Bases 1 to 579 code for a protein of 192 amino acids. The record is from RefSeq and is a predicted model, not a curated record. The transcript is spliced from 5 exons. Gene Ontology annotation, molecular function: peptidyl-tRNA hydrolase activity. Gene Ontology annotation, cellular component: mitochondrion; cytosol. Lineage: Eukaryota; Apicomplexa; Aconoidasida; Haemosporida; Plasmodiidae.